AGCUGUACCCAAGGCAACAUCGUUUGGUAAACAUGUAGUUGUAUAGCACAAAGCUGUGCUCCAGAAUUAAGGUUAGUUGAUAUCAAUCAGCAAACAGAGAGCAGCGAGUACUACUAAUCAAGCCACGGUGGCACUUUGGCUGAAAACAAAAAGAAGAAACUUCCGUAGGCGCCAACAUGUGCACCCACUGACCUCCAGGGCCAGCCUGAUAAGACGCCGCCCAGGAGCUCCACUCAACGCAGCUGUCGUCGAAUUGGUACCAAAUAAUUGAUGUUAAUUGGUUUCAGAACAUAUUCCACCUAUUGAAGCGUAAGCAGUUCCUCUGGUGGUUCCCGUGUGCUGUAAAAUUCUUGCAAAAAUAGAAAAUAAAUGGAAUUGAAAGUCCACCGAUCGGAGCUGAAGUUAGUAGCCGUUGCCGCCGUUGAGGGCCAAAGAUUGCGAAUUAAGCCGAAGCCGGAAGAAAGGAGAAAACAUUUUACGGAGGCAGGUUCGGUGAAUUGAGACCCUGGCUGCGACACAAGCAAAGUGAAAUAGAAACGAAACCGUUAGUUUUCCUGGUGUUUCGGAAAAUCACAGGAACUUAACCGAGAUAUCGUGAGAAGCAACCGCUCUCCUAUCGGCUCUUGGUAAGAAGAGGUUCCAGUUACAGGCAACAUGGCUCGCCAUAUAAUGGCGGUGUGUGUCGUGUGUCUGCUGUGUGCAGAUCACGUGCGUUGUAAACAGCAUUUUAGCGGUGUAGACCAAGCGUCAAGCGUAGAACGUAUCAAGUACGAUCGCACGAUCAAUCCCGCCAUCGACCACGAACAGCGAUGGUUACCAUACGGCGAGUACGAUACGUCGUUGCACCAGCGACAGGAAGAGACAAAUGGAGAUCAUCGGAUAGUCAAGCGUCAUUCUCAUCAUAAUCAUGCUGCCGAGGAGAAAAAGCACGGGGACGAGGAGGAUCAACGCGAGGAGUUCGAACGAAAGCUGAAUCCGAUGGUAAAGGAAUUUGUGAUGAAAAUAUUUGCCGAAUUCGGUAAUCCCGAAACGAUGCAAAUGGAUGGAAAAGGGUUCGAGCGUAUGAUCGAUCGAUUAGGUUUAUAUCAAAUGAUUGGUGGCGAAGUUGGUGCUAAAAUAACGACGAGCAGUGUGAGUGCGACUGACAGCGAUCGGCAGCAAAAGGAUCCUAAUAAAUGUUUGAGUAGUGCAGAAUUCCUGAAGCGUGUUACCACCGUGAAGGUACCAUCGGAAGAAUGGCAUAAGGAAGAAUACACUGCUAGUAAAGAUAGUGAAGCUGAUAACGCAACGCAGCAGCACAACAGUAGCGACCAUAGCAUACAAAGCAACACUAGUGUAAACAACGAAAGUAAUAGUAAUACUAAUAGUUCUAAUAACGAUCAUCCCAUCGACGAUCACCACCACCAUCAUGAGGAGGAGUCUAGUGAAAAUACUGCAAAUAAUGCUUCGCAGCAGACUAAUGGAGGAAUCAGCAGAUUCGACAGUCGUGAUUUGUACAACAUAUGCCCGUUGAUACUAUCGCGAUUACUCGCGGAAGAUCCGCUAGCUCGAGCUGGAUGCUUCACGCCGGAUAGUGUUCCUGAGCUGCAGACAAGCAGCAGCCAUCAUAUUCAUCACCAUGAUAGUGAGCAUUCGCAUGAAUUGGCUGUUUGGGUAUACUCUUUUCUAGCCAUCCUCGGUGUUAGCCUGUGCGGGUUGCUCGGUGUAGUGGUAAUACCUUGUAUGGAUAAACACUUUUACCACCAUGCGCUCCAGUUCCUGGUCGCGUUGGCCGUCGGUACGCUUUGUGGGGAUGCGUUGCUGCAUCUAUUACCGCAUGCCAUGUUUCCUGAUGGGCUUUCGCUGGAAAAUGCACACGAUCAAAUGAUGUACAAAGGAUUGGCGUCGGUAUUUGGGAUUGUGUUUUUCUACUUUAUGGAACGACUGUUAACCAUGAUCGCAGAAUGGUACAAAGGACGAGAGAAAAAAGAUAAGCCCUCAUCCCGUGUGCGCGUAAUGCGCGAUCCGGAGUCGAAUUCGUUGCAUCUUGCGGCCGGCAGUGGAGAGAAGCAAUGCAAGCACAAGUACAGCGCCUAUCCGUACUGUUACGAUGAAAUCGCUAUGGAUACUAAGGACGAUCACCACGAACACAACCAAGUGAACGAGAACCACAACAAUGUGCUGGCCAAGUGUGCCAAUAGUCAUGGAGAUGAGCAACAACAGCAACAGCAACAUCAGGGUAACGAACAUAUUCCGCUGAAUCACAACAACAGCACUUCAUCGGUUGCGAAUAACCAUCGUCACGGCGGUACAUCCCAUGACGAAACGAUCCACACAACCAGUAACAGCAUCGACAACAACACGGUCUCAAGCAACCUGGACGAUGGUUCGAUUGAAAGUGGAGAGCCACAAACGGUUAUCCCACUGAAAACGGAAGCAACGAAAAAACUGCGAAAGGAGAACUAUACCAUCAUAUUGCGGGAACACGAGACCAAACACCACGGCCAUUCGCAUACUCAUGGACACGUACAUUCGCCACCGGGUUCGUUGUCGGCCGUCGUCUGGAUGGUUAUUAUGGGCGAUGGGUUGCAUAACUUUACCGACGGUAUGACCAUCGGAGCAGCCUUUGCAAAUAAUAUAGCUGGAGGAUUCUCAACCGCGAUUGCAGUUUUCUGCCAUGAGCUACCGCACGAGCUCGGAGAUUUUGCCGUGCUGCUGAAGGCCGGUAUGUCCGCCAGAGAGGCCGUAUUCUACAAUCUGCUGUCGUCGGUGCUCAGCAUUUUCGGCAUGAUACUCGGAAUCAUGGUCGGUCAUCAACCGCAAGCUUCGGCCUGGAUUUUCGCUCUCGCUGCCGGCAUGUUCCUCUACAUAGCAAUGGUGGACAUGAUUCCUGAACUGACUUCCUCGCAUGGGGCCGAAGAACGAUGCAAACUUUCUGAUUUUGGUCUACAGUUAUUAGGAUUAGUGGUGGGUUUCGGUAUUAUGCUGCUAAUAGCUAUAUACGAGCACGACUUAAUGGAGAUCUUCGUUCAUUGAGUCGCAGCACCAUUGCAGCACCAUCAAAUACUUUUACUCGGCCAAGUGUAAGCAAACUUAGCGAUAGCUAUGGACUGAUAGAUUUGAUGGCCGAUUAGGAGCGAUUGAAAUUCAACUCUUUUUGUUGUUCGUUUACGUUGGAGGCGUGAAAGAUUAAUGUGCAUGCAAGAGUGCUUAUCAGAAAAUUGCUCUCCUGUCCUGGUGCUGCGCACUAAAUCCUAUAAAUUCUUCUCUUAUCUAAAUCAGUCAGUUCUAGAACUACUUUGCUACCAAAUAGUCUGAUGGAGGCAAAAGCAUCCAUACCCGAAACAGCAACGAUUGUACAGCGUGAAUUAGCGGUUAUCAGUAAUGCCACGAAUUGAAAAGCAGCUAUUAUUCAUUAAUUUUAGGCACGUCGAAAGAUUGUAGAAUUUAGCUUUACUGAAGAAAUGAUCAAAGGGGAACUGGUUGGGUUCCACGUUAUCGCAGCAUUGUCAGGAAGGGCCGGAGGGAUUGCUCAGCAAUCAUCAGAAUGUCUAGAAAAGCCAAAUCGAUUUUCAUAUUUCAUGAACGAUGUGAUCGCUACGAUAUGAAGAAAAUCUACUGUAUGCAGGGCCAAACUGAUGCCGAUAAUUCUAUUAUUUUGCUCAUAUCUCUAAACUAGCAUGGCCGGUCAUCAUUUGGCGUUCAAGAAUGAUUAGAACACGAUUAGCGAAACACUGCAUCUUGCCUCCUACUGCGGUGUAGUGAGAUGUUUUUGGGUGUUUGCUUUGAUUGCUCUUGAGUGGAAAUGGAUAAGAAUCGACAGGAAAACAAUGCAUUGAGAUCAGCUGAAAUAAUUAGCUAUUCAUCAUCAUACAUAUAUAGAUACAAUUUUACAGGAGGGAAACCAUCUGAUAACAAAAGUAUUACCCAACGUUCUGAGUACAGUUUCUGGUAUGAACGUUGGGCAAUUUAAGAGCUGCAUGAGGUUGCAACUGCACCUCUCCCGUUGCCCGAUGUCGUGAGCGAAUCAUUUUGGUUCGCUCGUUGUCUCUUCAGCCUCUGCCAAUACAGUGAAGCAUUGAACAUUAGGCGUAUAUACGUACAUUAUGUGAAUCAUUUUUCUACUAUUCUUUUUACUAUUAGCCCCAUUUUAUGCAAUUCUUUCAAAUCCCCUUUCCGUAGUGUACUAGCUCCUCUAGCACCGGCUAGCAAUUUCCUUUACAAUACAUUUAAUAAGCCAACAGAAGGAGAGAUCUGAUAACAGAUCUAAGAGAACUCAAUCACCCUGCUAAAAUGGACUUUCUUAUCAAGCAAGAAACCCGUUAAAGCUCGAAUCUCGGAUGUGCGUUCACAUCUGUCCAUCAUAUCUACAAAACACAGCUUCGCAUAGAAAUAUACACAAUGUAAAUGAACCACUUCAUGGUUGAAACCAUCAGCUGUUCCCCCGUUUUAGCUUAUGUUGCGAUUACCAAUCUGGCCGAUUUAUUAGAUUAUCGCGUAGAUUAGAUUGAUCAUCGUCCUGGCUCGCGUCAAUCGGAAAGGAGUACUUUAUCUGAACUAUUAUAUCGCAUGGUGUGUGGAAUUAACAUGAUCUUAAGCGGAACGCGUAGACUUGUGUAUCAGCAAGUCGAAAUCGAGCAUUGCUAUCGUUACUUUAGUUAGUUCCUAAGUAGAAUAACAAAUUUUUGUGUAAAUUUAGUUUUAAAGGGUUUUGUUGUCUUUUUGUUUGAGGAAUUUCCGUCUAGCAGAUCGGGCAAUGAGAGAAUACGUUUGAAAAGGAAUUAAAAAACAAAUGAAGGAAACUGGAACCAUUAAAAACAAUAAAGAUUUCACCUAAACUAUU
Anopheles darlingi is the source of this 4822-nucleotide messenger RNA. It is a transcript of the gene foi, whose product is annotated as zinc transporter foi. The record is from RefSeq and is a predicted model, not a curated record. The transcript has 4 exons. The coding region runs from base 655 to 3015 and encodes 786 amino acids. Gene Ontology annotation, biological process: zinc ion import across plasma membrane; intracellular zinc ion homeostasis. Lineage: Eukaryota; Metazoa; Arthropoda; Insecta; Diptera; Culicidae. Gene Ontology annotation, molecular function: zinc ion transmembrane transporter activity. Gene Ontology annotation, cellular component: membrane.